Molecule: messenger RNA, 2286 nt
Organism: Hippopotamus amphibius kiboko
Lineage: Eukaryota; Metazoa; Chordata; Mammalia; Artiodactyla; Hippopotamidae
Gene: GUCY1A2
Product: guanylate cyclase 1 soluble subunit alpha 2
Exons: 9
Coding region: 1-2286 (761 amino acids)
Biological process (GO): response to oxygen levels; cGMP biosynthetic process
Cellular component (GO): guanylate cyclase complex, soluble
Molecular function (GO): heme binding; guanylate cyclase activity
Source: RefSeq, a predicted model, not a curated record
AUGUCUCGAAGGAAGAUUUCGUCGGAGUCCUUCAGCUCCCUGGGCUCCGACUACCUGGAGACCAGCCCCGAGGAGGAGGGGGAGUGCCCCUUGUCUAGACUCUGCUGGAACGGCAGCCGGAGUCCGCCCGGGCCGCCCCAGCCCAGAGCGACGGCCUCCGCCGCCCGGACCCCGACCCCGGCCGCCGCCGCCGCCGCCGCCGCCGCCGCCACGGCUGGGGCCAGGAGAGCGCAGCGCCGGAGGCGGGUCAACCUGGACUCCUUGGGCGAGAGCAUCAGCCGCCUGACGGCGCCCUCGCCCCAGAUGAUACAGCAAACUCUCAAGAGGACAUUGCAGUAUUAUGAGCACCAAGUUAUUGGUUAUAGGGAUGUAGAAAAGAAUUUCUACAAUAUCUCUAACAGAUGCUCCUAUGCAGACCAUUUCAACAAAGAAGACAUUGAAGAGGUCUCAGGAAUUCUUCAGUGUACUGCUAAUGUACUCGGUUUGAAGUUUGAGGAAAUUCAAGAAAGAUUUGGUGAGGAGUUCUUUAAUAUAUGCUUUGAUGAGAACGAGAGAGUCCUUCGAGCUGUAGGUGGCACGUUGCAGGACUUUUUUAAUGGCUUUGAUGCUUUGUUGGAACACAUUAGAACUUCUUUUGGAAAACAGGCCACUCUGGAGUCACCAUCAUUCCUAUGCAAAGAGCUCCCUGAAGGUACUCUUAUGCUCCACUACUUCCACCCUCACCACAUUGUGGGGUUUGCAAUGCUUGGAAUGAUCAAGGCUGCAGGAAAGAAGAUUUAUCGGCUGGAUGUAGAAGUGGACCAGGUUGCAAAUGAGAAACUGUGCUAUGAUGCUUCAAACCCAGCCAAUUGUAGUAGUCUUACUUUCCUUAUCAAACAGUGUGAAAAUGCUAAUAUCACGAAGAACCUUCCACAGGGAACCUCCCAAGUUCCUGCGGACCUCAGAAUUAGCAUCAACACCUUCUGUAGAGCUUUCCCUUUCCAUUUAAUGUUUGACUCCCACAUGUCAGUACUUCAGCUGGGGGAAGGCCUAAGGAAGCAGCUCCGAUGCGAUACUCACAAAGUGCUCAAGUUUGAGGACUGCUUCGAGAUCGUUUCUCCAAAGGUUAAUGCCACCUUUGAAAGGGUUCUGCUGCGACUGUCCACCCCGUUUGUGAUUAGGACCAAGCCUGAAGCUUCUGGCACUGAGAAUAAAGACAAGGUGAUGGAAGUUAAAGGACAAAUGAUCCAUGUCACAGAAUCAAAUUCCAUUUUAUUUUUGGGUUCUCCAUGUGUGGACAAGUUGGAUGAACUCAUGGGACGAGGGCUGCAUCUCUCAGACAUCCCUAUCCAUGAUGCUACCCGAGAUGUCAUUUUGGUUGGUGAGCAGGCAAAGGCCCAAGAUGGCUUAAAGAAGAGGAUGGAUAAAUUAAAAGCAACUUUAGAAAGAACUCACCAGGCCCUGGAAGAAGAGAAAAAAAAAACAGUGGAUCUUCUAUAUUCUAUUUUCCCUGGAGAUGUAGCCCAGCAGUUGUGGCAAGGGCAGCAAGUGCAGGCCAGAAAGUUUGAUGAUGUCACUAUGCUCUUUUCAGACAUUGUUGGCUUCACAGCCAUAUGUGCCCAGUGUACCCCCAUGCAAGUAAUCAGCAUGCUGAAUGAACUGUACACAAGAUUUGACCACCAAUGUGGAUUUUUGGAUAUUUAUAAGGUGGAAACAAUAGGCGAUGCAUACUGUGUUGCUGCAGGGCUCCACAGAAAAAGCCUCUGCCAUGCUAAACCCAUUGCUCUGAUGGCCCUGAAGAUGAUGGAACUUUCAGAAGAGGUGCUAACACCUGACGGAAGACCAAUUCAGCUCCAGAGAAGUGAACUUCCUCUCUUCUUUCCCACUUCCAUCCAGCAAUGUUUGGAUUGGUGUUACAGCCAAAUGGAGUUGGGUACUGAAAGAAUGAGAAUAGGCAUUCACUCAGGCUCUGUGCUGGCUGGAGUUGUUGGGGUAAGAAUGCCACGGUACUGCCUGUUUGGAAAUAAUGUCACUCUGGCAAGCAAAUUCGAAUCAGGAAGUCACCCUCGACGCAUCAAUGUCAGCCCAACAACUUACCAAUUAUUAAAACGAGAAGAAAGUUUUACAUUUAUUCCUCGGUCCCGUGAAGAGCUUCCAGACAAUUUUCCGAAGGAAAUCCCUGGGAUCUGCUAUUUCCUGGAGGUAAGAACUGGUCCUAAGCCACCAAAGCCUUCUCUUUCUUCAUCAAGAAUAAAAAAGGUUUCCUACAACAUUGGCACCAUGUUCCUCCGGGAGACAAGCCUCUGA